Molecule: messenger RNA, 1497 nt
Organism: Penicillium psychrosexuale
Lineage: Eukaryota; Fungi; Ascomycota; Eurotiomycetes; Eurotiales; Aspergillaceae
Exons: 4
Coding region: 1-1497 (498 amino acids)
Molecular function (GO): oxidoreductase activity, acting on the aldehyde or oxo group of donors, NAD or NADP as acceptor
Source: RefSeq, a predicted model, not a curated record
AUGGCCGACUUGUCUGUUCAACUCACAGCCCCUAACGGCCACACUUGGAUCCAGCCCAUCGGCUUGUUCAUUAACAACCAGUGGGUCAAGUCCUCGACUGGCGAGAAGAUUGCUAGCAUUAAUCCCACAACCGCAAAGGAAAUCACAUCAAUCCACGCAGCUUCCGCCGAAGAUGUCGACAAGGCCGUCAAGGCAGCGCGCGCCGCUCUGAAUAACCCCUGUUGGCGCGACCUACCCGGUUCUGACCGCGGCAAGCUGAUGAACCGCCUGGCCCAGCUUAUCGAGGAAAACCGCACCACGCUCGCCACUAUCGAGACAAUCGACAAUGGAAAGCCGUAUUCCACUUCGUUCAAUGAUGACCUGAACGAGACCGCCGAGACCCUUCGUUACUAUGCAGGAUACGCCGACAAGGUCUUUGGCCAAGUUAUCGAUACAACAACAGAUAAGUUCGCCUACACCGUACGGGAGCCCGUUGGUGUCUGUGGUCAGAUUAUCCCAUGGAACUUCCCUCUCGCCAUGGCCGCCUGGAAGCUCGGCCCGGCCCUCGCCUGCGGAAACACAGUCAUUCUAAAGCCAGCGGAGCAAACCCCUCUCUCAGUCCUCUUCCUUGCCAACCUGAUCGCUUCCUCUCCCGGUGUCGUGAACAUUGUCAACGGACUUGGCGCCGUCGCUGGAGCCGCGCUCGCCUCGCACAUGGACGUGGACAAGAUCGCCUUCACCGGCAGCACGGCAACAGCUAAGCAAAUUAUGAAGAUGGCCAGUGGGAACUUGAAAAACAUCACCCUAGAGACGGGUGGUAAGAGCCCGCUGAUUGUAUUCAACGAUGCGGAUCUCGAGCAGGCGGUUGAAUGGGCCCAUCUCGGUAUCAUGUAUAACCAGGGCCAGAUCUGCACAGCCACAUCCCGCAUUCUGGUACAGAACGAAAUCUACGACCGCUUCUUGGAAGCAUUCAAGGCGCAGGUGAAGAAUGUCUCCAAGGUCGGUGAUCCGUUCGAGGAGUCUACCUUCCAGGGCCCGCAGGUGACGCAGGCUCAGUAUGACCGCAUUAUGUCUUAUAUUGAGGUUGGAAAGUUUGAGAAGGCCACCCUAGUCACUGGUGGUAAGCCUUUCACUGUUGGUGAUGGUAAAGGUUUCUUCAUUGAGCCUACUGUUUUCGCUGAUGUUACGCCCGAGAUGCGUAUCUACCAAGAGGAGGUCUUUGGACCUUUCGUGGUGAUUUCUCGAUUCAGCGAAGAGAAGGAUGCGAUUGAGAUGGCCAAUGACUCCAUUUAUGGUCUUGGAAGUGCUCUAUUCACGACGAACUUGACUCGCGCGCAUCGCGUCGCUAAAAGGAUUGAAGCUGGUAUGGUCUGGAUUAACUCCAGCAAUGACAGUGACUGGCGCAUUCCAUUCGGUGGCGUCAAGCAAUCUGGUAUUGGUCGUGAGCUUGGAGAGGCUGGUCUUGCUGCUUACUCGAAUAUUAAGGCCAUUCAUGUGAACAUGAAGUCGAAGCUUUGA